UCUCCCCCUCCCCUUUCGCGGGCGUAAACAUUCGUUCGGUUGUCAAAAACGCCAAACUUGCUUGUGCACAUCAGCGGACAGACGACGACGACGACGACCGCAACAACAUACCUACGUGGAUAUUUCAGCCGAGAGCCAGACAAGCAGUACACGUUCCAGACAAAUCCUGGAACACACCGGAGGACGACACCGUCGGAAGGAAUAGGAGUGAACACCGUUGAAAGGUGUCGAGUGUGUGGAAAGUGAAAGUUCAACGCGAAGGCAAGCGCCGACGAAACGGGAAAAUUAUGAAACAGAUUGCUCUGCUAACCUUGACGACGCUGCUGCUUGCGACAGUGGCGCUCGGUCAGCGUGUGGCCCCCGGAGUGAAUCCCGGUCAUUAUCAGCAGCAACCCCAGCAACAGUAUCAGCCUCCCCCGCCGCAGUACAAUCAGCAUCCUCCUCAACAGGCACCACCGCAACAACACUAUCAACAGCAACAGCCCCAGUACCAGCAACAACAGGUUCCGGUUCAGCCGCAGUACCAACAACAGCAGCAAGUGCCGGUUCAACAGCAGCAUCACCAACAGCCGCCACAACACGGUGCCCCCCAGCACCACGGGCAGCCCCAGCAGGUGCUGAAUGCCAAUAACAUCCAACAGGAAAAAGCGCACAUUGCGGAACACAUGGACGUGCCGAUCGACACGAGCAAAAUGAGCGAACAGGAGCUGCAGUUCCACUACUUCAAGAUGCACGAUUCCGACAACAACAACAAGCUGGACGGAUGCGAGCUGAUCAAGUCGCUGAUCCAUUGGCACGAUACCAAAGAAGAUGGCGACGAUCACCACGCGGAACCAUCGCCGUCGACGGAAUCGCACCCGCAGGAUGACGAAACGCUCCAGUCGUUGAUCGAUCCGAUCCUGGAGCUGAUGGACAAGGACCAGGAUGGGUUCAUCUCGUAUGCCGAGUACCGACAGGCGGAGGCAUCCGAAUCGGCGAAGAAUGCCAACUAAGAGAGAGAGAGGCGUGAACUGUGUUGUGUAGAUAGGUAGCAGCUACGUGUAAUAGGGUUACGUUUUAAAGGGGGCUCCUAAGAGAGCGAUGGAAGUCGACAGGGUUCGAAGAGGAAAGGUAUAGACAAAAAUGUUCAGGUCAUAGCGUUUAGAGUUUGGCAAACAUGGUUAUAGACCACCUCACGGCGAAAUUCUAUCUCUUUCGCGCUUUCAGAGAGUUUGAAAACAACAGGACCAGUACCUGUCAAAUUUGACAGGUGUUGGUCCUGUUAUUUUCUAAUUUCCCGUUGGAGAGAAAGAGAACGAUUUCGUGAUGACGUCACCGUGCAAUGGAGUAUUAGUCGAUUUGACGCCACGAUAACAAACUGACAGCAGUGUUGCCAACUUCCACGCCUUUGUGUCUAUUAUAAUCGCAUAUCAUUUUGAGUGAUCCGCAACAAGCCGUCGAAAUUCCUCUUGUUCCUGUUUUCUAUGAGAGAGACUGACAUCACACUGAAAAACUUACCUGCAGAGGCGAAAAUAAAUUAUUUUUACAAGUA
Messenger RNA from Aedes albopictus (Asian tiger mosquito), 1531 nucleotides. RefSeq names its product multiple coagulation factor deficiency protein 2 homolog. Gene Ontology annotation, molecular function: calcium ion binding. The transcript is spliced from 6 exons. The record is from RefSeq and is a predicted model, not a curated record. Lineage: Eukaryota; Metazoa; Arthropoda; Insecta; Diptera; Culicidae. Bases 288 to 992 code for a protein of 234 amino acids.